ACUGGUCGCAGAUUAAAGGAAAAGCCGUACGAUCAGACAAGUCGUUUCUCAAAUGGCAGUUGGUACGCAUUUAGUGUGUGCGUGUUUGUGUACAGAGAGUGAUCAGAAGUUUCAGAGCGCAAAAGUAGAUAGAGAGAGGCAUUGAAGGGAAAAAGCAGUCCUUUUCUUCGCAUUUUCUCUGAAAGAAAUUCUGUUUUUACCCAUUUCAGUGAGUUUUUCGGGGAAUCUGAGGUCGAAAACUGGUUCGGCGUGGCAUGAAUUAUAUAAUGCGAGUUUGUUUGCUGCUUUAAUGGUGGAAUUUUGGUGAAUUGAGGGCUUUGUGGGAGGUUAGUGCGAAAGUGGAGUCACAGGGCCUGGUUUUGUUUCAAUGCUGAAAAUUUUGAAGCAGGCGUUAGGACCAGAGUGAACAAUCGAAGGUGUAAGUACUGGUUCUUUUCUAGAUCUGAGUGGUUACAGUGGAAUUGACGGUCAGAAAAGAUUGUUAAUGGCGAGAAACAGAUAAUGCAAUGGUUUUUCAGUACUGAAAAAUUUGCAGGUUGUUUAUUUUUACGGAUUGUCUCUAAAGUGAUAAGUAGAGAAAAAGUUGCAGGGCUUAUGAGUUAAAAGUUUGGGUAAUUUUCUUCUUAAACUGCGGCAAAAUAUCGAAUAUCCUCUGUUCAUUGCCUUUCGAAGAUCCUCUGUUCAUUGCCUUAAAUCACUAUGAUCUGUCGAUUUUAAUUAAUGGCUUGAAAUGUGAAGAGUAUAUGAGAUUGGAUGAAAUUUGGGAAUUUUGUAAGACUCGCAAAAAAGUAACAGGCGCAGGAGAAUAAGAGCAGGUUGGUUUGCAUGAUUCAGCCAAUCAUAGUAUAUAUUAUUCCUUCAGAAAUUCUAUUUAUCCAAAGCUUGAAGAUCUUUAGAGCCAAAUUAUCUCAUCCCCUUGUUUUCUCCUCCUGGUCUCAUUUUUUUCUUGAAUUGAGGGAGUUAUAUAUCAUAAUUCUUGGAAUGAUUCCUCUUUGUUGAGGAUGAUAAGAUGUUAUGGUUCGAGUUUCAAUGAAGAAUUGUAAUGCAAUUCAAAUUCAAAGUGCAGAGGAGUGUAUUCAUCAGAACUCGAUCUUUUGUGUUUAUUUACUACAAAGGCCGGAAGGUCAGCAUUAGCAAAAGCAAAAGCUGGAGCCAAUGCUUUGUUCAUCUCGGGCUCUCUCUCCAAGUCGAGUAGAAAGUGGAGAGGAAGAGCUCUGCCUGCUUCCACGGCACACCAAAGUAAUUGUAACUGGAAAUAACAGAACGAAAUCUGUUCUUGUUGGGCUUCAAGGAGUCGUCAAGAAAGCAGUUGGGCUUGGCGGAUGGCACUGGCUGGAGAUGGGGUUGAAGGGAGUUUCUAUAGGGAACGUAAGAUUUUGAAAAACGGAACAGAAGUUAAAUUGCAAAGGAACGCGCUAAGCGUUCUUGAACCUCCAAGAGGAGAUGAAGAUGACUAUCAAGAUAACGAUCCUGACAACAACUCCAUGUGCAGCAGUUCUGAGAAUGAUAUAUCAACAACAGAUUUCCAUAAGAAAGCAAGGCCAAGAGUUAGACAUCCAAAGCCCUGGUCUACAUCUCUUAAAUCAGUUAAAAGCCACUUGAGAGAUACUCAACCCACAGCUAAUCACCAAUUGAGGGUGAACUUGGCAAAACUAGAUAUGGCAACAUUGUGGAGCUACUUGACGCACUUUAAUAUUGUGGGUUUUCCUCCAAACCCAUCAAAAGAACAAUUGGUUCAGGUGGUUGAGCAACAUUUCAUAGAACAGGAGGUGGAUGAAGUACAAGUGAUAUUGGAGUUCAUUCAGGCAGCAAAAAGGCUCAAAAUUGUGUCCUAACAGAUUCGUACAUGCGUUUCUAUGCAAAUCAUUCAAGAAUACUAUAUUAUGUUGAAAAGUUUGGGCUUGUAUUCUUCUAUACUAAAAAGCUAAAGAAGAAAACAAUGUUUUUCUCUUUGCCUUUCGAGAAGAAAUUUGGCAUGGUAAUCAAAGUGAUCUGGCAGACUAUCAGCCAGGUUUAGCAUUCU
This is a messenger RNA of Amborella trichopoda, 2023 nucleotides long. RefSeq lists its product as uncharacterized. Gene Ontology annotation, biological process: regulation of DNA-templated transcription. The record is from RefSeq and is a predicted model, not a curated record. Lineage: Eukaryota; Viridiplantae; Streptophyta; Magnoliopsida; Amborellales; Amborellaceae. Gene Ontology annotation, molecular function: transcription coregulator activity; protein binding. Gene Ontology annotation, cellular component: histone deacetylase complex.